Molecule: messenger RNA, 2527 nt
Organism: Epinephelus lanceolatus (giant grouper)
Lineage: Eukaryota; Metazoa; Chordata; Actinopteri; Perciformes; Serranidae
Source: RefSeq, a predicted model, not a curated record
ACACGUUUAAUCCCGAUCACUGAUGUAAUUCAUAAUGUUGACAUUAUAUGACUUUGUCAUACACUGGAUUUUAUUUGCUUACCGCUCAUUCACCACAUGAUGUCGCUGGAGACCGUAGACAUGAAUGUGUGUAUAUAGCCUAUCCAAAACUCCUCCCUGGAUGGGAAAAAAUGAAAUCGUCAUCGGCCAUCAGUACACCCGCGGAAGGCGCUGUGACGAGAAGGGCAGGAGCUUCCACACUAUUACAUUUCUUUGUAAGGAAAUAUCUGGACUGAGGAUAAAUGAUCGACGGGGUUCAGUUGUUGCAUCAACAAUGUAUAUCCGAGGACAAAAGGAAUACGUCUGGAUUCACAUUGUUGUGUUCCUUUGUCUCUGUAACGGGUCUGCUUCGCAGUUAUCCUACUCGAUUUCCGAGGAGGUGAACAAAGGCACCGUAGUGGGGAAUAUUGCAAAGGAUUUAAACCUCAAUGUACAGGAACUGGAGACCAGGGAUCUACGUAUUGUUUCCAGUUACAGUAAGAAAUAUUUUGACGUGAAUUUGCGCACCGGGAACAUCUUUGUUGAUGAGAGAAUAGACAGAGAGGAGCUUUGUCCGAAUGUGGUGAAAUGCUCGUUAAAAAUUCAAGCCGUUUUAAACAACCCAAUGACUGCACACCGCAUAGAGGUUCAUGUUUUAGAUAUAAACGAUAAUUCGCCUGCUUUUAUUGAAAACACGUAUUCUCUGAAUAUUUCUGAAUCAUCUUUAACUGGAGAACGAUAUUUCUUCCCAAUAGCGGAAGAUGCAGACAUAGGCAGUAAUUCGGUGAAGACGUACAAGCUGAGCCAGAAUGAACAUUUCUCGCUUGAUGUGCAGAGCGGUGGAGAACACGGUGUGUCUGCUGAGCUCGUGCUGCAGAAAGCUUUAGACAGAGAGAAACAGUCAGUGAUCACACUUCUCCUGACCGCUGUAGAUGGAGGUAAACCUCCGAGAUCGGGUUCAUUACGCAUACAUGUUUAUGUCAUAGACGCCAAUGAUAACAUACCCACUUUUAGCAAAUCGCUGUAUAAAGCACGUGUACCUGAAAAUGCUGCACACGGAACAGUGGUGAUAAAGUUAAAUGCAACAGAUUUGGACGAAGGCAUGAACAGUAAGAUCCUGUAUUCACUGAUCAAACGAGGAAAUAUUGAUCAGUCAAAUAUUUUUGAUCUAGAUUCAGAAACAGGCGAAAUCACCGUGAAGGGAACAUUAGAUUAUGAAGAGACGCCUGCUUAUGAGGUCAGAGUUCAAGCAAGGGAUCAAGGCACCUCCCCUCGUAUUGCACAAGCUAAGGUGCUGAUAGAGAUAAUUGAUGUGAAUGACAAUGCCCCGGAAAUAUCUGUGACGUCACUCAUGACCCCCGUAAAAGAAGACGCAGAACUGGGGACAAUAGUUGCUUUGGUAACAGUCAGUGAUAAAGAUGGAGGGAACAAUGGUGUAACUAACUGUAAGGUAGUGGGGUCUGUUCCCUUUAAACUCAAGUCCAACUACAAAAAUGACUAUUCAUUAGUCGUAGAUGGACCACUGGACAGAGAAAACACUUCUCUUUACAAUGUCACUAUUACAGCCACAGAUGAGGGAAGUCCACCUCUGUCCAGUAUCAGGGUCAUUACUGUUCAUGUUUCUGAUGUCAANGCUGUAGAUGGAGAGACUGGAGAUAUAGUCAGCCUGCAGUCUUUUAACUAUGAGGAGUUGAAAACGUUUCAGUUUAAAGUUCAGGCCACAGACUCUGGUGUUCCUCCGCUCAGCAGCAAUGUGACUGUCAACGUUUUAAUCCUGGAUGAAAAUGACAAUAAUCCAACAAUUCUCGCGCCAUAUUCUGAGCACGGCUCCGUUAACAGUGAGAGCAUCCCCUAUUCUGCUGAAGCGGGAUACUUUGUGGCAAAGAUCAGGGCUGUAGACGCAGACUCUGGAUACAAUGCGCUGCUCUCUUAUCACCUCUCUGAGCCCAAAGGAAACAACCUCUUCCGCAUCGGAACCAGCACCGGAGAAAUCAGGACUAAGAGGAGAAUGAGUGACAAUGACCUGAAAACUCACCCCUUGGUGGUGUUGGUGUCUGAUAACGGAGAACCCUCCCUGUCAGCUACUGUGUCUAUUGAGGUGGUGGUGGUUGAGAGCACAGCUGACAUCCAGACUCAGUUCAGACAUGUGCCCAUAAAGGAGGACAGCUUCUCUGCGCUGAACCUCUAUCUGCUGAUCGCCAUUGUGUCGGUGUCAGUCAUCUUUCUGCUCAGCCUCAUCAGUUUAAUAGCUGUCAAAUGCCACAGGACAGACGGCACUUUCAGCAGGUACAGCGCCCCAAUGAUCACCACCCACCCUGACGGGAGCUGGUCUUACUCCAAAGCUACUCAGCAGUAUGACGUGUGUUUCAGCUCAGACACACUCAAGAGUGACGUAGUGGUUUUCCCCGCACCGUUUCCGCCUGUAGAUGCUGAGCUGAUCAGUAUAAAUGGAGGAGACACUUUUACCAGAACUCAGACUUUACCCAACAAAGAAAAGGUAAGAACAUAA